AUGGGGGAAUGCGGGGUUCCCACCCAGGUCCAGCUGUUUCUCCGCGCCUGCGACCAGGGGGACUACGAGAGCGCCCGGCGCCUGUUGGGGCUGCCCGGGGGCGGCGCGGAGGCGGCGGGCGGCUCCGCUUGCGGGGCGGAGGAGGCGGCGGAGUCCGGGGCAGGCGAGGCGGCAGCGCCUCCCCCCUCGGUGCCGGUGGACUGCACGGACGAGGCCGGCAACACGGGGCUGCAGUUCGCCGCGGCCGGAGGCCACGAGCAGCUGGUGCGGUUCCUGCUACGCAAAGGGGCCUCGGUGCAGAGCCGGAACCACUACGGCUGGAGCCCACUCAUGCAGGCGGCCAGGUUUGGACAUCUAACUGUGGCUCACAUCUUGUUGGAGAAUGGUGCUGAUCUCAAUGCACAGAAUAAGCUAGGAGCCAGUGUACUUACAAUGGCUUCUAGAGGUGGCCAUGUCAGUGUCGUGAAAUUGUUGCUGGAAUCUGGAGCUUUUGUUGAUAAUUAUGACCAUUUUAAUACCAGUUUGGUUGACAACAGCAAAGAGGAACUGCCUGAUAUAACACCACUAAUAGCAGCUGCCCAGCAUGGAUAUGAGGCAGUGGUGCACUUGCUACUGGACUGGGGAGCUGAUUGUAAUUACACUGUGAAGACUGUGGGCUGGAGUCCUCUAAUGCUGGCAGCUGUUAGUGGAAAGCUGAGCUUGGCACAACAACUCAUGGACAAGGGAGCCAAUCCUAAUCACCUAAAUGUGCUGCAUAAAACACCUUUUGAAAUCUCCAUUGGCUUCAAACAUAAAGACAUGAAAGAUUAUUUGGAAUCACUAACAACAAUCAGACCCCUGACAGAUAAUGACAAGAGGCAACCUGAUGUCUUUCAUGCUUUGAAAAUGGGAAAUUUUCAGCUGGUUAAAGAGAUUGUGGAUGAAGACCCAAAUCAAGUUAAUAUUAUUAAUGGUGAUGGUGCUUCUCCACUGAUGAUUGCAGCUGUAACUGGACAGUUGGAUCUUGUACAGCUGCUUGUUGAGAGAAAUGCUGACAUUGACAAACAAGAUAAUGUUCAUGGCUGGACAGCCCUAAUGCAGGCCACAUACCAUGGAAAUAAAGAAGUUGUUAAGUAUUUGUUGAAUCGAGGAGCUGAUGUCAAUCUACGUGCAAAAAAUGGAUACACAGCCUUUGACCUGAUAAUGCUACUGAACGAUCCAGACACAGAACUUGUACGUCAACUAGCAUCAGCCUGCAUGCAAGUAGACAAAGACAAGGGUAAGCAGAACAACAAAUCAUCUUUGCCCUGUUCUAGAAGUAGGCAAUCUUUAAAUACCCCGAUGUUGCCAGAUGACAAGGGAGGAUUAAAGUCAUGGUGGAGCAGGAUGUCCAAUAGAUUCCGUAAGCUGAAGUUGACCCAAACAUUGCGUCAUGGAUUUUCCACCAGUCAGUCUGUGCCUUUUACUGAUGAGCCCGAAUCAUCUCUGAAUUCCACAAUAAAAGCCACUUCACAGCCUGAUGUGAACAACUCUGGAAACUGUGAUGCUGCAACAGCUUGGACCACAAAUAUCAAAGCUAGUGUAUGCACAAGAGCAGGAAAGGAUGAUGAAUUAUUGACAACCAUGUUAAGAAGUGGUGCUCCAUUUACUAGGCUACCUAGUGAUAAACUGAAAGCAGUUAUUCCUCCUUUCUUACCUCCUUCAAGUUUUGAGCUGUGGAAUUCUGACCGAACACGAAUGAACAAAGAUGGCAAGACUGAACAGAUGAGGACUGCCUUGCCACAGCGCGGGAUCAAACAUGAUUUUAACAGCAGUGCAAAUUCUGACAUAGUAAGUACUAGACCGGUCAAAUUGCCAACCUUUGCAAGAAGACCUGCUUCUCCCUCAAAUUCAAGCAACUUCAACCACUCGCCACACUCUUCUGGUGGAUCCAACAACAUCGCUGGAAUUAACAGACAUGGUGGAGAACUCCAUAAUAGAUCAGGUGGCAGUGCAGAUAGUGUUUUGUCUCAAAUUGCUGCUCAAAGGAAAAAAGCAGCAGGCUUACCUGAACAGAAACCCAGCCAGCAAUAUAGCUCUAUCCACACAGCUGCUUCAUCCACGCUUCCUGAACUGCAGCAGUAUACUCAGAUAGCUGGCAAUGGACAUAUUGCAAAGAAACUGGAGAUGAACAAAAGACCUCCAUCUGGGACCUCAUCUACAUCUAAAAGCACAUCACCAACUCUCACACCAUCCCCAUCUCCAUCCCCAUCCCCUAAGGUUCACAAUGCGGAGUCCUCUCUCUCUUCCUCUCACAGACAAGCCAAGAGCAAUGGUGGCUCCAGUAGUGGAACUAUUACUGAUGAAGAUGAGCUGACUAGUAUCCUUAAAAAAUUGUCGCUUGAGAAAUAUCAGCCCAUUUUUGAAGAACAGGAGGUGGAUAUGGAAGCCUUCCUCACACUUACUGAUGGUGAUUUGAAAGAGCUGGGAAUUAAAACUGAUGGAUCUAGGCAGCAAAUUCUGGCAGCUAUUUCUGAACUGAAUGCAGGAAAGGGACGAGAGAGGCAGAUUUUACAGGAAACCAUACACAAUUUCCACUCUUCCUUUGAGAGUAGUGUUAGUAAUACCAGACCUCCUGGCAGUUCUCAGUCACCUGGAUACUGGAUAAAACCACAAGAAUCUGUGCCUACCAAGAGGUAG
Messenger RNA from Emys orbicularis (European pond turtle), 2658 nucleotides. It is a transcript of the gene ANKS6, whose product is annotated as ankyrin repeat and sterile alpha motif domain containing 6. The transcript has 16 exons. The record is from RefSeq and is a predicted model, not a curated record. NCBI's taxonomy places the organism in Eukaryota, Metazoa, Chordata, Testudines, Emydidae. Bases 1 to 2658 code for a protein of 885 amino acids. Gene Ontology annotation, cellular component: nucleus; cytoplasm. Gene Ontology annotation, molecular function: protein binding.